GCCUUGAAAAAGCUGCGAUUUAACAACUGAUGAUUGCCCUUCCUCUCGUUACUCCUCUAUCGGCUCCUUCUAUAAAGCCUCCUUGUAUCGUCUUACUUGGUUCUCAUCCCAACUGAACUGGAGACACCAACAUACUCUUACUUCAUUCCUCUCUUCUGCAUUUCUUCUGUUUUUCGUCAAGUGUGUUGUUCUACUGUGUGAGAUAAAAACAGAGAUGGGGCAAGAGGUUGUAAUUGUUGUGAGAGAGUUCGAUGCAGAGAAGGACUGUUUAGGUGUGGAGGAGGUGGAAAGACGUUGCGAGGUCGGACCCAGCGGCAAGCUUUCUCUCUUCACUGACUUGUUGGGAGACCCCAUUUGCAGGGUCCGCCAUUCUCCCGCUUUUCUCAUGUUGGUAGCCGAGAUGGAUGAGGAAAAAGAGAUCGUUGGGGUUAUCAGAGGUUGCAUCAAGACCGUUACGUGCGGCAAAAAGCUCUCCAGAAAUGGAAAAAACGGCGGCAACGAUAAUACUCCACUUAAGCCCCUCCCCGUCUACACCAAAGUGGCCUACAUCUUAGGCCUUCGCGUCUCUCCUUCUCACAGGCGCAUGGGUAUUGGUUUGAAGCUGGUUUCUCGGAUGGAGGACUGGUUUAGAGAAAACGGUGCUGAGUACGCUUACAUGGCAACGGAAAAAGACAACGAAGCGUCAGUUAAGCUCUUCACUGAUCGAUGCGGCUACAAUAAGUUUCGUACUCCUUCCAUCUUGGUCCACCCCGUCUUUGCCCACCCACUCAGAAUCCCCAAGCGGGUCCAAGUCUUCAGGCUCCACCCUUCCGACGCAGAGACACUCUACCGCCGCCGGUUCUCAACCACCGAGUUCUUCCCCCGCGACAUCGACGCUAUCCUCAACAAUAAACUCAACCUCGGCACCUUCGUCGCCGUUCCUUCCGGUUCUUACAACCCGGAGUCGUGGCCCGGGAUUGAGCGGUUCCUCUCGGAGCCGCCGGAAUCGUGGGCGAUUCUAAGCGUUUGGAACAGUAAAGACGUGUUUACGUUAGAAGUACGUGGGGCAUCGCGAGUGAAGCGCGGACUGGCCAAGACGACUCGGAUUGUGGACAAGGCAUUCCCAUGGCUCCGUAUACCUUCGGUGCCUGAGGUGUUUCGUCCCUUCGGGGUUCAUUUCUUGUACGGGCUGGGUGGAGAUGGGCCCGACUCGGUUAAGCUGAUUAAGGCUUUGUGUGGAUUUGCACAUAACUUGGCCAAGGAUCGUGGGUGCAGUGUGGUGGUGACCGAGGUGUCGAGCCGCGAACCACUCAAGUCGGGGAUCCCCCACUGGAAAUGGCUUGGGUGCGCCGAGGAUCUUUGGUGUAUGAAGCGGCUUGGAGAGGAUUAUAGUGAUGGGUCCGUUGGGGACUGGACCAAAUCAUCACCCGGUCUG
Messenger RNA from Nelumbo nucifera (sacred lotus), 1414 nucleotides. RefSeq names its product putative N-acetyltransferase HLS1. NCBI's taxonomy places the organism in Eukaryota, Viridiplantae, Streptophyta, Magnoliopsida, Proteales, Nelumbonaceae. The record is from RefSeq and is a predicted model, not a curated record. Gene Ontology annotation, molecular function: acyltransferase activity, transferring groups other than amino-acyl groups.